AAUAAAAACCACACUAUAUAUUAUAUAUAUAAACUAGGCAGCAGAAGAAGAAAUGAGUACCUAAAAUAGUGAGUGAGAGGUUAGAGUUUGAGAGUUUAACAAUGGAUGGUCUAGUUCAGCAGCUGCAGAAGCAACUUGUUGAUUACACUGCUUCCCUAUUUCAUGAGGGUUUUUUGGAUGAGCAAUUUAACCAGCUUCAGCAACUUCAAGAUGAAAGUAACCCAGAUUUUGUGGUUGAAGUGGUGACUCUGUUUUUUGAAGACGCGGAGAGGCUUCUUAAUGAGCUCACAAAAACACUAGCCCAGCCUACCAUUGAUUUUAAAAAGUUGGAUGCUCAUGUUCACCAGUUGAAGGGUAGCAGCUCCAGCAUUGGAGCACAGAGAGUUCACAGAGUCUGCAUUUCCUUCCGAAACUCUUGCGAGGAGCAAAACGUUGAAGGGUGUCUUAAAAACUUGCAACAAGUGACACACGAGUACUCCUUGGUGAAAAACAAGCUUGAAACUCUCUUCAGGAUGGAGCAACAGAUUUUGGCUGCUGGUGGGUAGUGUGAGACGAGGCAGAGACAAUUGGAAUUUGGCACAAAUCAUGUCUAAUCUGCAAACGAAACAGACCCACUUCUAUGUUGUAUUUUUCACUUUGUGUAUGAUUUUGUCAAGUGGAUCAUGGUCUUGAAAUAUAUCAUUUGAGCAAUAUUUAGUCCAAAA
Messenger RNA from Vigna unguiculata (cowpea), 704 nucleotides. RefSeq names its product histidine-containing phosphotransfer protein 1-like. NCBI's taxonomy places the organism in Eukaryota, Viridiplantae, Streptophyta, Magnoliopsida, Fabales, Fabaceae. Gene Ontology annotation, biological process: phosphorelay signal transduction system; cytokinin-activated signaling pathway; phosphorylation. Gene Ontology annotation, cellular component: nucleus; cytoplasm. Gene Ontology annotation, molecular function: protein histidine kinase binding; histidine phosphotransfer kinase activity. The record is from RefSeq and is a predicted model, not a curated record.